This is a messenger RNA of Gastrolobium bilobum, 737 nucleotides long. RefSeq lists its product as uncharacterized. Bases 282 to 647 code for a protein of 121 amino acids. The record is from RefSeq and is a predicted model, not a curated record. The transcript has a single exon. Lineage: Eukaryota; Viridiplantae; Streptophyta; Magnoliopsida; Fabales; Fabaceae.
ACAACAUACGCUUACUAGUUCUUGAAGCAACAACACCAUCAAAUCAAUCCCAACCCAACUGAGAAAAAUACACCAACAUGCCAACAACAUAAAGUAAGACCGGCUCUGUCAUCAUUGCGCUCGAGUCCAACUAAAAGAAUUCACCCCUUGGCCCCUUGCUUACAAACAAAUACCCUUUCUCUCUUGGUCAUCCAAAGAUUCGAUCUCAUCCUUAUUAUAAACCUUUUCAGUGAAGAUACAAAUUAAGGGGAGAUAUUAAGAAACAUUUGUUUUACACAGAUAUGGAAAUUGAAUCAGCAAAGUGUGAGUGUUGUGGCUUGAAAGAGGAUUGCACCCAAGAUUAUAUCAGGGACGUGAAGUCUAAAUUUGAUGGAAAAUGGUUAUGUGGGUUGUGCUCAGAAGCAGUCAGAGAUGAAGUUAGCAGAGGUAAAAAGCCAUUCGCCAUGGAAGAAGCUGUUAAAGCUCACAUGUCAUUCUGUGGUAAGAUCAAAUCGAAUCCUGCAGUUCGGGUCGCUGAUGGCAUGAGGCAGAUGCUAAGGAGAAGAUCGAUUGACUUGUCUUCAUCGCCAACUUCAUCAAACAAGUACAGUACGAGGUCAACCACCACUUCUCAGGUGGGUGAUUCGUCAAGUUUCCCGUUGGACUGAUGAAAACAGAGGAGGAUGGAAGGUGGGAAAACUUUGUUUUCGUAUCGUUAGAAUAAAACUGAUGUUUUGUAUAGGAAGUGCUAUUUCAGA